ACGCCUCUCCUCCUCUUCCUCCCGCGGCAUCUGCAACCCAAGGUGGAGCCGGAGCGCGCCAAGACCUUUGCUUUAAAGAUGCCCAUGGAGCUAACGCAAAGCCGGAUCCAGAAAAUUUGGCUGCCACCGGAUAAUCACCCGGCGCUGCCCCAUAGAUCAUGUGGACCGCAGCUCACCAAUUCCCCCACUGUGAUUGUUAUGGUCGGCCUCCCAGCUCGCGGGAAAACCUACAUUUCCAAGAAGCUGACCCGCUACCUCAAUUGGAUUGGCGUCCCAACAAAAGUGUUUAAUGUGGGAGAGUAUCGUCGUGAGGCCGUGAGGCAUUACAGUUCCUAUAACUUUUUCCGGCCUGAUAACGAGGAGGCGAUGAAGGUCCGGAAACAAUGUGCCUUACAUGCUCUGAGAGAUGUCAAACUGUACUUGUCUGAGGAAGGUGGUCAGAUUGCGGUUUUUGAUGCUACAAACACGACGCGCGAGAGGAGAUCAAUGAUCUUGCAUUUUGCCAAAGAGAAUGGAUUCAAAGUGUUCUUCAUCGAAUCUGUCUGCAAUGACCCGAACGUUGUGGCUACCAACAUUAUGGAAGUCAAGUUGUCUAGCCCAGAUUACAAGGACUGCAACUCAACAGACGCUAUGGAAGACUUCAUGAAGAGAAUCAGCUGUUACCAAUCUAGCUACCAACCCCUUGACCCAGAUGUCUAUGAUAGAGAGCUGUCGCUUAUCAAAGUGAUUGACGUUGGCCGAAGGUACCUCGUGAACAAGGUCCAAGACCAUAUCCAGAGUCGUAUCGUCUACUACCUGAUGAACAUCCAUGUCCAGCCCCGCACCAUCUACCUGUGCCGGCACGGCGAGAGCGAAUCCAACCUCAAAGGGAAGAUUGGCGGGGACUCAGGACUGUCCAGCAGAGGGAAAAAGUUUUCUAGUGCACUGAACCGUUUUGUCCAGGAGCAGAACCUGAAAGAUCUCAAAGUUUGGACCAGCCAGCUGAAGAGGACCAUCCAGACAGCGGAAGCUCUUGAGCUGCCCUACGAGCAGUGGAAGGCGUUGAAUGAAAUUGAUGCCGGAGUGUGUGAAGAGAUGUCUUACGAUGAAAUCAAGGAGAAGCAUCCUGAAGAAUUCGCUUUGCGUGACCAGGACAAAUACUAUUACCGCUACCCAUCUGGAGAGUCCUACCAAGACCUGGUGCAGCGUCUAGAGCCGGUUAUCAUGGAGCUGGAGAGGCAGGAGAACGUCCUCGUCAUCUGUCACCAGGCCGUGAUGAGGUGUCUCCUGGCCUACUUCCUUGACAAGAGUGCAGAGGAAAUGCCUUACUUGAAAUGUCCCCUCCACACAGUGCUCAAGCUCACCCCUGUGGCCUAUGGUUGCAGAGUGGAGUCCAUCUGUUUGAACAUUGAAGCUGUGAACACGCACCGGGACAGACCAGAGGUGAGGGGCCCCUGGCCUCCUGUGGGACCCUCCUCCCCCCCGCCCCGGGUAGUUGGAAAGCACCUGGGUAAACACCUGUAUUUUAGGAAGACAGUCAAAGAUGGAUUCCCUCCUGUUGAUGCAAAGAAGGGGCCUAACACCCUCAUGAGACGCAAUAGCGUCACCCCUCUAGCGAGCCCAGAGCCCACCAAAAAACCUCGCAUCAACAGCUUUGAGGAGCAUGUAGCUGCCGCUGCUUCUGCUGCCCUGCCCACCUGUAUGCCCCAGGAGGUGCCCUCACAACUGCCCGGACAACCUUUACUAGGGAGGCCCUGCCUACGACCCAUUUGUCACUUUUUCAAGCUUUUUGCUUUACUAAUAUUUCCCAGGUAA
Elgaria multicarinata webbii is the source of this 1794-nucleotide messenger RNA. RefSeq names its product 6-phosphofructo-2-kinase/fructose-2,6-biphosphatase 3 (gene PFKFB3). Lineage: Eukaryota; Metazoa; Chordata; Lepidosauria; Squamata; Anguidae. Gene Ontology annotation, molecular function: 6-phosphofructo-2-kinase activity; fructose-2,6-bisphosphate 2-phosphatase activity; ATP binding. Gene Ontology annotation, cellular component: cytosol. The transcript is spliced from 16 exons. Gene Ontology annotation, biological process: fructose metabolic process; fructose 2,6-bisphosphate metabolic process. The coding region runs from base 79 to 1794 and encodes 571 amino acids. The record is from RefSeq and is a predicted model, not a curated record.